Molecule: messenger RNA, 528 nt
Organism: Symbiodinium necroappetens
Lineage: Eukaryota; Dinophyceae; Suessiales; Symbiodiniaceae
Source: the annotation of a GenBank genome assembly
AUGCUGCAUUCGUGCUGGGCCGCUGCCUUUUUGGUUGUGGUCCUGUUGGGCGCAUAUCCGGCCUCUGCUGUGCGAACUAUUGUCAAGUUGAAGGAGUGUGGGUACAAAAGCCUUAACAAAGCCAAAGUCACUGACCUGAAGGAUGGAAGAGUACAGGUCAAGUUUUGCGAGGAGACAGUCGUGCUUGACUCAAACCAAUCGCAGACCGAUGCGUGGAAGUCCUUAGAUUGGUGGGAUCCGGCGCAGCAGGGGAAGAAGCUUACGGAGGAAGACCUCAAGGUCUUGGGCAGUUACCUUGGCCAGUACGACUAUUCCCGACCCAUGGGCCAGAUCGGACAUGGGUUGUUGCCCAAAAACUACGAGGGAUUCCGCGAGGACAAUCGCAGAGGCAACGACGCUGCAAUGAUGCGUGCUGUCUUGAACUUCGAGGUGUCCCUGGCCAACACUUUGAACAAGCUGCCCGCCACGGGCGCAGCGGAGCUGUACCGGGGAGGCUGGACUUCGGCGCAGCAGCUUCGGGAAAUGCAG